Astyanax mexicanus (Mexican tetra) is the source of this 7320-nucleotide messenger RNA. Its product is annotated as dual specificity testis-specific protein kinase 2-like. Lineage: Eukaryota; Metazoa; Chordata; Actinopteri; Characiformes; Acestrorhamphidae. Gene Ontology annotation, cellular component: nucleus; cytoplasm. The record is from RefSeq and is a predicted model, not a curated record. Gene Ontology annotation, molecular function: ATP binding; protein serine/threonine kinase activity. Gene Ontology annotation, biological process: actin cytoskeleton organization; positive regulation of stress fiber assembly; protein phosphorylation. Bases 526 to 2598 code for a protein of 690 amino acids. The transcript has 11 exons.
GCCGCCCAGUCCCCGCCUCGCUUCUUCACCAAUGGGAGCGCAAAGCCUCCGAGCGGCCGGAGCGUUUAACCGACACAGAACGACACCAGGAGGACGGCCGUGACCGUGGAGACCGAGCGGACAGAGCAGACCGCGACCCGGGCGGAGAGAUUACCUGCGGCCGCCGCUGAUCACAGCCUUUCAGCCGACGGGGAGCGUCCGGUAACGGAGACCCGGUGAGCGGAUCGAGCAGCCCGGUGAAAGCCGCUGCACCGGCGCGGGCAGACAUCGUUGCAGAGCCGCUCUAAGAGAGGGAACCGUAGCAGCAUGUGAGGCUACGUUUUCUGGACAGAAGUUGUAGGCUUGAGCUGUGCUCUGCUGGUCGCUGUGUUUGGCAUCUGUGGGAUGCGUAGGUGCCUGCCUUGCAUCCCUCCUGACCCAAUCCCCCACAUCCCAAGGUCGUAGACCGCAGACCGCUGAAGGCACCAUGGGGCGCGCUCCUACCAGGGUUUUAUUUUGACCAGUGCUGCUCCUCAUCUGCUCACCAUGGACCAACAAGAGGAGCCCGGCCAGGAAGCAUGGGAGCCCCCACCACACGGCCUCCAUGGGCCCAACCGGGUCAGACCUUCCUCAUACCGGGCCCUGCGGAGUGCUGUGUCCAGCCUAGCACGCAUCGACGACUUCUUCUGUGAGAAGAUCGGCUCGGGCUUCUUCUCUGAGGUUUUUAAGGUUCAGCACAGGAUCACAGGGCAGGUGAUGGCUCUGAAGAUGAACACUCUGGCGAGCAAUAAAGCGAACAUGCUGAGAGAGGUGCAGCUAAUGAACCGCCUCUGCCAUCCCAACAUCCUUAGGUUUUUGGGGGUGUGUGUCCACGAAGGCCAACUCCACGCUCUGACUGAGUAUAUCAACGGGGGCAAUCUGGAGCAGCUGCUGGACAGUGAUAUGUACCUGUCGUGGGCGGUGAGGAUCGGCCUGUCUCUGGACAUCGCGCGGGGGCUGCAGUACCUCCACAGCAAGGGCAUCUUCCACCGAGACCUUACGUCCAAGAACUGUCUGGUGCGCUGUGAUAACGGCUCUUUCACCGCUGUGGUUGGAGACUUUGGGCUGGCUGAGAAAAUCCCGGAUUACAGUGAUGGAGUGGAUAAACAGCCUCUGGCAGUGGUGGGUUCUCCCUAUUGGAUGGCUCCAGAGGUGCUGCGAGGAGAGUUCUACAAUGAGAAGGUGGAUGUUUUUGCAUACGGCAUCAUUCUGUGUGAGAUCAUCGCUCGUAUUGAGGCCGACCCAGAUGUGCUUCCUCGAACAGAGGACUUUGGGCUGGAUGUGCAGGCUUUUGAACAUAUGGUUGGUGAUUGUCCACCGCCACUCCUCACCCUGGCUGUUAACUGCUGCAAUAUGAGUGCAGAUAUCCGCCCUUCUUUCUCGGACAUUGUCAUUAAUUUGGAGAGAAUGGAGAGGGAGCGGGAGAAGACUGAAGCACCAGUCAUCCUCGAGCCUGUUGCCGUUGCCGUUAGCCCAUACCGCAGGAGGAGUUCACCCUGUCCAGUCAGUGACAAGCGUCUGUCCCGGAGUCAGUCGGACAUGCUGCCCCCGUCUUCCUCUCCAUGUCUGGGCACACCGGUCCGCGUUAACCCCUUCUCCCUCCGUCACGACCUGAACUGCGGACGCAUCAAGCUAUUCGACACGCCCAGCAAGUCUGUCAUCUCCCUCACCUUCACUCUGCCCCCGCCCCCCGACUCCUGUGCCUCUCCACCCCUGGGCAGGGUCUCGCCGCCCCGCAGGUGCCAGUCCCUGCCCUGCACGCCGGAACUGGGGCGUCCCCUGGCUUUGUUCCGUGAGCCGGAGACCCCGAGCGUAGAGGAGGACGAGCAGGAGCAGGACGAGAAGAGGCCAGUGCUGGAGAACGGAGAAACUGAGAUGAUAAUAAAAGAGGAGGAGAAGGAGGAGAAGAAAAGCAUGGAUGAUUCUGAAGAUGUCGGUCAGGACUCUGGUUUAGCACUGGAGCUGGAGAUGGUUUCUCUAGAGCGAGUGGAAGAAGAAGAUGAAGAAAGUCAAACUGAAGUUAAUGGACUCUUUCGCUCAGAGCCAAUGGACUGCAGUAAAUCCCCCGAAGCACACGAGGGCGCCCUCGCGGUGACUGGAAAGCGCCUCUUCGUCAGCAGCUCCUCCUCUCCAUCCUCCUCUUCUUCUUCCUCGUGUCGGCAGCCCAACGGCUGGCCCAGGCCCGUUUCGAACGGACCACCGUCUCUACCUCCACUGCCCCGCUUGGACAACAAUAACAGUUGCCUUCUGGGAGCCGGCAGGACGCCGCCGUGGGCUCGGCUCAAUGGCUACCGCGGCCGCUGCGGUCAGGAGCCUCUAGCGCCCCCUGCCGAGCAGGACGAGGUCAUGUCGUGUCCGAGCUGCUGCCUAGUGGGCUUUAGCUUCCCUUCCGUGUGCCUGCGAGGAGCUCCGCCCACUCGGCCUUUGCCACGCCCAUACAGGAACCUUAACGGUGGGGAGGCAGCAGCUGCUGCAGCUGCUAAUGCAGCCAAGGGACUGCUUUGUCGAGGAGCGAAUGGACUGGCUCCGCCCACAGUGCCCUGCGAGCCGGGGCUGCCUCUACCAGAAGCACAGACAUAGUGAUGAUGGCGUCACUGCUGUGGUUGGAUUGUUAUUGACUGUGUCUCCUGUAAGGAGUGGGAGGAUAUCAGCGCUGAUAUCAGUGUUAUCAGUGGUAGUAGUGGUUUUGAGUCAGGAGAGAUUGCCUUUGUGUGUUUGUAGGCCGUUAUGAUGGAAAGACAAAGAAAAAAGCGAAGAGGCCAUUAUGGUCUAAUUUACACCUGGCAUUAACAUGCAUCCUGGGUGAUCUAAUAGUUUAAUGAUUGCUAAAUUGCAUUUAGCAAGUUAGGGCUGCAACUAUUGAUUAAUAUUUUGGUAGUCGACUAAUCUGCUGAUUGUUUUUUUCCGAUUAGCCAACGAUUAUUAUUCUGCCAUGUGCUCCAUCUCUAAAAACGAUAGAAACAGCUGAUCAUGAUUUUUAAAAGGCAUUCAAAUGUCUGGAUUUUGUUUAAUAGUGGAAAGUACUGAUAUUUAGUGAGUAAAUACAGGGGUUGGACAAUGAAACUGAAAAACCUGGUUUUAGACCACAAUAAUUUAUUGUCCUGACAGACAGUUCUGGUGGAAACAGUAGAGUUUUAUGUUUUUUUGGAUACAAUCCGGGUUAGCACCCAAACAUCCCUUUCAGACAGCUUCCUCUUACAGCAUCCACAGUUAAUCCUGUUGGAUGUGGUUCAUCCUUCUUGGUGGUGUGCUGACAUUACCCUGGAUACCAUGUCUCUUGGUCUCUUGGUCACAGAUGCGCCAGCAAGAAGUGCACCAACAAUUUGUCCUCUUUUGAACUCUGGUAUGUCACCCAUAAUGUUGUGUGCAUUGCAAUAUUUAGAGCAGAACUGUGCUCUUACCCUGCUAAUUGAACCUUCACACUCUGCUCUUACUGGUGUAAUGUGCAAUUAAUAAAGAUUGGCCUCCAGGCUGCUCUAAUCUAGCCAUGAAACCUCCCACACUAAAAUGACAGGUGUUUCAGUUUCAUUGUCCAACCCUUGUAUGUAAUCUGUUGUGUUUGGCCACUUUUGGAGUUAAGCUAUGGUAAAAAAAAAAUUGGUUGUCUAGUUUUCAGCACAAAUUGAGAUGAUUCACCUAGUUUCACAACAGCUACGAGCCAGCCAUCUCCUUUAACCAUUAGCUUAAAGUUUUUUUUUUUAACCAUUUGCUCAGCUAACUCUGUCGGACGGUGGACGGUGUGAUCUCACUGAUGAUAUGCACGUUCCAGCAGGGGCAGUGACACAAUUAAUUUGCUUUUGAGUUCACACUACAAAAAUAAUGCAUUAAUAUUUGUACCUCUAACCACCUCUGAAUGUGUUUUAGUGAUUGCAUCACGAUCUGUCCUCUAGAUACACUACCUACCUUUCAUACAUGUGCUGGUCAUUUGGUUCACGAUUGGCUCACCCAGGAUGCAUGUUAUUAAUAAUGCCGAUUGUGAACAGGGUUUGUGUGCUGUAUGGUAGGUAUAACGAAUCUGAUGUGUUUUUGUGUUUUUUUGGGGUUUUUUUUCUUGUGGCUGCACUGUGAUGCGUUUACACGAUAAUACAAACCACAGUUGCAUUUUGAGAAGGUGCUACUUUGGCUACACAAACCUUCAAAACGUCAAAAGCCACUGUGCUAAAACUGCUCUGAAACAGUGUGUGUGUGUAAAUGAGUGUGUAAGAGAGUUAAAGAGAGAAUGUGCAGUGUGAUUGAAUGCAAAUCUUUUAAUUACUUUGAUAAUCACUCCUCUGAACCCGAGGGUUGUUUAUUUUGAGUGUGAAUGUGAAAGAUAUGAAGAGCAUGAGAGAGUGAGAGAGAGAGAGAAGUGUGAAAGUAAGUGUGUGAUUGGUUGAGAGAGAGAGAGAGAUCAGAAGACUUCUUAUGGAAGUCUGAAAUUGUGUUGAUUAUAUUGUGCGUCUAGAAGCAAUGUGUGCAAUAAGUCAGUGUUGAUUCAGUUGUAAAUACUCUUUUUUUAUUUUUAGAUGGGGAAUGCACCAUUUUGAGUACGAUAGGAGAAAUGGAUUUGCUUGUUUUUGUAAAGCGUGUCAUUUUUUUCUGUCUCCUUCUAGUGGCAGAGAGGAUCCUUGCUGGUCAGGUUAUUGCUGCUUUAUGAAGUUAAACACUUGUGUACGUGUAUUUUACUUAUGGCAAAAAGUGAGACAACCAGAUCACACAGGACGGACGGGACUAAAUCUGUGAAUUGAGAAAGUACCAUUAAAAUAAUAUCAGAAAAAUAAUAAUCAAAACUAAUUGAGUAUUGACUGUAAACCUGCUGAAGAAAACAACCUGGCAAGCUCAAGCUGGAGAAGCUGGUGAAGCUGGCUAAGCUGAUUGACCAGUUUACCUUUUUACCAGCAUUGGUUAUUUAUUUUAUGUAAUUUCUCCGGUUUAAGUGGUCAACCAGUGUGAACAACCUGACCCAGGUAAUUCAGCCAUUGAGUCCAAGAUAGUUGACCAACAUAGCCACGCCAAACUAGUAAACCAACCAUGUUGUUUGAGUUAGCUGUGCUUGUAGACCAACUAAACCAUCAAACUCCAAUGAUUCUUUGAAAAUAUAUGAGGGUGGGAAGUUAAGCAGGUGUACCAGCUUAACCAGUUUGUUUACCAGCAUAUAGUGGUUGUGUUUAGCCUGGAUGCUCAGCUUUUCAUCCACCUUGACCAUCAAGGAUUAGCUUAAACUAGAGGUUUCCGAUCAGUGAAACAUUUAUUAAUUGAACUUUCUGACUGUCAUAGCCUAAAUAAAAAAAAUAGAAAAUUGGAUGUAAAAAUGUAUUAUUUCAUUUUCUUUAUGAGGAGCAAUGUACAAGAAAUACAUUUUCAUCAAUUUUUCCAAUUUUAGUUUUUUCAUCUCCUCUCACAAUCGAAAUUUGAUGAAAAUUAAAAAAAUAAAUCUUUCAUUUUCUGAUUUUUCCAUUUUUGCAUUUUGCAAGUCGGAUUAUACCAUCAGAUUUGUGUUACAAGACACAACAUUGGCCAAACCAAAAAAAUAUAUAAAGAGAAGAUUCACCUUUUCAUUUUUCUUGAAAUUCUGUUUGCAAAAGGCUGAAGUAAAUAAUUAGAAAAUUGUGAAAAAAAAUCAUUCUUUACUAUACUGAAUGGGACAAAAUGAGUUUUAUAAGUCCUUAUACCCAUGUUCUUUUUUCUAAUGUAGCUUGAUUCGGUCAGAAAAUUAAACUGCUAAACAAUACACUGAUCGUUUCCAACAUAUUGCUGGUCAUGGCCCCAUUUAACCCACCACAAAACAUCCCAUUACCCGCACAAACAUUUAAUUGAACAUCUUAAACAAAACCAGAGCAACAAUUAUUGUAGCUUAUUAAUUGAUUUUUAAAAUUGUAUAAUGGAGAUUAAUUAGAGGUAUAUUUAAAUGGUGAUAUCCAGUUACACAUCAAAAGUUAUGUAAGUAACUAAAAAUCGUAAUCAAGAAUUUCUCAUAUAUUUGAAGAAUAUCAAGAUGCUUACUUUUUUUUUUUACAAUAUUGUCCAGCUCUGCUUGAUUUAUUUUUUUUUCUAUGUGAAAGACCUUGUUCUAGAUGUUUAAUCUUUGGGUGAAUCUUGUACAGGUUAAUAUUAACACAACUAGCUGGCCAAUCCACCAGAUAGGUUUGAUAAUCAUGUGACUUAAACAUACCAGACUCAAUUUGACUCAAAUUUAAUAUUUUAUUUUAUGUUUCGCCAAAUAUCUUACAUUUUUAACUAAUGUUUAUUAAAAACAAAAAAGAAAUCUGCAUUUUUUUGGCCAUUGACCCAAUAUAGCACUGUGAGACACUCUCUAGUCUUGAUCUGGUCUUGAUUCUUCAGCAGGGAUUAAUGAUUUCUAGUAUUUAGAUCAACAGAAUGCCACUGUUCUCCAAAAAACAUAAACAGAAAAAGUGAAUUUUUCUUUAGUUCUAGGGUCUUUAGAGUAAAUAAACCGAGUCCCGUCCACUUUCCUGUGUCUUCUGGUCCACUUCCUCUCUGAUGUAACAGCAUGAUGUUCAAACCUCUAUCAAACCCCUUCAGAUCCAUCCAAAGAGUUCUUUUAAAGCCUGUAGAAGAUCGCCUGGCUGACCAGCUCUGUGCCAUGAGUGUAGAAAAGCCUCUGCAUGCAGAGAAGAGCGCUAAAGGCCGAUCUGUACAUACCAAUGCAUGAGCGACACUAGCCCACUCUCUCUCCACUGCAUCCUCAGUGUGGUGCUUUAUCUGCAGACCACCACCGUUCUCCGUUUGUCUGAAGAGGUUCCUGUCCUGUUCUGAUGUGGUACAGAAUGCUUCACUGGGAGUUAGAAAUGGAUGUGGUAGGAAGGCAGGCUCGAAACGCUGUCGGCUAAAAUAAUAAGCUAUCUUUUACAGAAAUGGGGCAGGCAUUUUGGAAAUGCAAGCUGUAUUUAGAGUAAAGUAGCCUGUGCUGGUCACUCAAGAGUAGGAUGUACCUACACUGCACUUGUUUUUUCACAUGAAAUUGAUGUACGUUAAUAUUUAAAAUGAAUAGAAAAUGUUCUAACGAUACUGAAGUGGUACCGUUUGGUUUGCUGGUGAGUAAGCUCCGUCUCUUGAGUGCUAGUAAUGGACGCUAGUAACAGACACUAUGGAUGUAAAGACUGAAUUUGAACAUUUGAUUCUUAAGUGUGAAUUUACUGUGUAAAGGUUAGUUUUGUUUUUACGGUCUUCUUCCCCCCUAGAAAGCACUUAUCACAAUGAAUAUUAUCAAUACCGGGGAGAAUAAGCUUUAAUAAAUGUCAACGAUUCAUGUUAUUUAUGAAAAUGUCUUCAAUAUUAAAAAAAAGAUUGAAUGUAACGCUG